AUGGCGAACAAGGGCUCGGAUUCGAGUCACGAGCAAGCUUCUCUUAGUUACCGUAAGAGCAUCGAAAUCAAAGCCACGCAGGAUCAAUUUUUCGUUUGGAGAGAGUUUCUAUGGGGAGGAAUAGCUGGAGCUUUUGGAGAAGGAAUGAUGCAUCCCGUUGAUACCCUCAAAACUAGACUUCAGAGUCAAAUUAUUAUGAAUGCAAGUCAGAGACAAAAGAGCAUUCCACAAAUGCUCAGGACUGUCUGGGUUGGUGAUGGAUUAAGAGGCUUUUAUAGGGGAAUUGCUCCUGGAAUCACUGGAUCUCUUGCUACUGGAGCAACCUACUUUGGUUUUAUUGAGUCCACAAAGAAAUGGAUUGAAGAGUCUCAUCCCAACUUAGGGGGGCACUGGGUACAUUUUAUAGCAGGAGCUAUUGGUGAUACACUUGGUUCUUUCGUAUAUGUUCCUUGUGAAGUAAUAAAGCAGCGGAUGCAAGUUCAAGGCACUAGUAGCUCCUGGAGCUCUUUCAUUUCUAGGAAUAGCGUUCCAGUGAAACCAAGAGGUGACAUGUAUGGUUAUUAUACUGGAAUGUUCCAGGCUGGAAGCUCAAUAUGGAAAGAGCAAGGACCAAAAGGACUGUAUGCUGGAUAUUGGUCUACACUUGCAAGGGAUGUACCUUUUGCUGGUCUUAUGGUAAUGUUUUAUGAAGCAUUAAAGGAUCUCUCAGAUCAAGGGAAGAAAAAGUUUCCACAAUAUGGAGUCAACAGUUCUAUCGAGGGGCUCGUAUUGGGAGGAUUAGCUGGUGGACUAAGCGCUUAUCUCACAACUCCUCUGGAUGUUGUAAAAACAAGACUGCAAGUGCAAGGAUCAACGAUCAAGUACAAGGGAUGGUUGGAUGCAGUUGGGCAGAUAUUAAGGAAGGAAGGUCCGGAAGGUUUUUUCCGAGGAAGCGUCCCGAGGGUCAUGUGGUAUCUUCCGGCUUCUGCACUCACCUUCAUGGCCGUUGAAUUCCUUAGAGAUAAUUUCAGAGAAAAGGGAAAAGUCUCAAACUUGAGCAUAGAGAGGAAAACAUCUUCUUCAGUACAUGAGGUUAGUGACAACUAG
This is a messenger RNA of Arabis nemorensis, 1086 nucleotides long. The record is from the annotation of a GenBank genome assembly. NCBI's taxonomy places the organism in Eukaryota, Viridiplantae, Streptophyta, Magnoliopsida, Brassicales, Brassicaceae.